Molecule: messenger RNA, 5464 nt
Organism: Cladophialophora immunda
Lineage: Eukaryota; Fungi; Ascomycota; Eurotiomycetes; Chaetothyriales; Herpotrichiellaceae
Exons: 3
Coding region: 109-5427 (1772 amino acids)
Biological process (GO): regulatory ncRNA-mediated heterochromatin formation
Cellular component (GO): nuclear RNA-directed RNA polymerase complex
Molecular function (GO): metal ion binding; helicase activity
Source: RefSeq, a predicted model, not a curated record
CCUCUCUGCAGUCUCUGCCAAUACUGCCAGAGGUUUUCUACCGUUUGUCCCCAGGAAGAACAUCUUCUUUUGCUGUCUCUUAUCAGGGUUCAAUCAAAGCCUUACAGGAUGAUACCGCAAACUCAAGCAAACCAGACGCCUCGGAAGGUUUGCUGGAGGUUUAUCAAUACUGGCCGUUGUCGUUACGGGACCCAGUGCUCAUUUCAUCACGUUGCUGCCGGUGGCCCUUCCCAAAGUCUCGCAAAUACUGCCCAGCACCCGUUUAACCGAUCACGGCGAGCGAGAAACGAGCCAGACGACAAAUUCGGGGCUUGGAAACUGUCCGUUCCUAAAGGCACAAACAGCUUCUCUUCUACGCCUCUUCCCCCCCUCUUCUUCCAAAAUGCUCUCACAUUUGUGGGCUCAGAAGUUGGAGUAAUGCAAGAGACGGUCCUCAUCCUGGCCAAAGACGGUGGAUUACAACGAAUAAAACAAGUGGUCGAGCGCAACAUGGAAGGCAUGAGCUUGGAAACGCGCUGGAAAACAAUCAAAGAGCAAGCCAUCCCACUGUGUCAGGUCAUCACUCAUCCGCACGUCCUUGCGUCCACCUUGCUCGACAUCCAUCUUGGGACCAUCUACAACUUCAUCUACGGUGUCCAAGGCCAGCGUGCUGUACACUUCUUCAAACUUCUUGUUGCUACUCUUGCAGACCACAAACAAGUCGACAUUUUGCCCUCGGAAAUUGAAGCGGUCGUUAGAGCGUUCUCGAAAAUCAUUGACUGCAACACUCACGCCUUGGUGAAUGACGACCUCAGGCCGCUUGCGGAUACCCUUUUUGACACGGUAGCCCAGAUUGAUGAAGGCGAAGCCCACGAGUCAAGAAGACUAGUCAACCGCAUUAAUCAACGAUUAGGGAUCGGUCGAGAGCUGACAGGUUGGAAGCCUCCAAAGACAACUGCACCUCCAAGGGCCAUUUUCACGCUUCAGCAAGACCUACCUGGGAACCUAUCCAAGGACGGUCCGCGCCAUGACAACGACUGCGUGAAUGCCUACGACAUACAGAUCAUGCCCACAUUUGAGGAAAUCAAUGCAACACGCCCUGAGUAUCUACCUUCCAUGGGUCAGCAGGAUUGGCAUCUCCCUGGAGUGUCAGGACUUCUGGACCGACACUUCCGCCUUCUUCGAGAAGAUACGGUUGGACAGCUAAGGGAUGCCGUGAGACAAGAAGUGCAAGCUUCCUACAGCCCUAAAAUGGGAGGCAAGCGUCAAGGUCCGCGAAAGUUGACAUACGACAACGCCCAGGUUGUGAAACUUGAUUUCAGUAGAUGGCAGGGCUUGCUGAUCACGAUUGGUUUUGAUCAGCCCUCCCAUCUUCGACAACGCUCAGUUAAACAGAGGAAAGAGUGGUGGGAAUUUCAGAAACGCCUCCGCAUGGGUUCCCUCCUUUGCCUCCUUUCCAAUGGUGCUUUGAUAUUCUGUUCGGUCAUUGAACGCAGACCAACCAAACCUUCGGCCAUAACAGACGACUCUUCGAGUUCGGGAAAUGAGCAAGUUUCAAACAAAUCUGAACAGCCUCUAGACCUGUUCUCAGACCCCCUUCGAGCCUUUACCACUGUCUCGCUCGUUGGUGACGCCACAGAAGACGUUCUAGGACUCAUGAAAGCUUCUACUUCCGCACCUGCCAGGAUAGUCGAGUUUCCCGGUGUUUUAUUGCCUUCAUUCGAACCAACCUUGCACGCUUUACAAGGGAUGCUUCGCAAUACCGAGAUACCAUUCUCAGACUACCUAGCACCUGAACCUCAGGCAGAUCUAUCGAUGAUUGCGCCUCCUUACUAUGCCACUAAGCCCAAUUUUGAGUUCGACCUCAGCUGCGUCAUGAAAGACAAGAGCCCGAUGAGAAUCGCCGUCAAUGAUGAGUCCAACCAUGAGGCAUUCCGUGAGAACUCCGUUCUAGAUAGAGCUCAGGCUGACGCACUCCUCACAUCUCUCCAACGCUCUCUAGCUCUAAUUCAGGGACCUCCGGGCACCGGUAAGAGCUUCACUGGGGUGGCACUCAUCAAAGUCCUGCUGGCAAUACAGGCACGUGCUAAGCUUGGUCCGAUUCUGUGUGUGUGCUAUACCAAUCAUGCACUUGACCAACUCCUGGAAGAUCUAGUAAGACAGGGCAUUGAUCAGAUUGUCCGCGUUGGAUCCCAGUCAAAGUCCGAGAUGUUGCAGGACUGCAAUCUCCGCAUUCUGGCUAGCAAGAUCGAUUUGACCAAAACCGAGAAACACGAGCACUGGGUUCUGAAGUCGAAGCUUGACGAAGAUGAGCGCGCCAUAUCCAAGGCCAUCAAGAGACUUUCGAUUAAAGGAGACGUUGCAGCAAUCCGAAGCUACCUCGAGAUCUAUCAUCCCACGUCUUACUUGACUCUUUUUGCCGGAGGCCAGGACGAUGACGGCUUUCAGAGCGUUGUCUACAACAAGACGUCUCUGUUAAAUACUUGGCGUAAAGGUGACUCGCACCAGGGCCCUGUCCGCCCGCUGCGGACUCUACUUGAAGAAUCACGUAUCCACUUUCUGAAUCAUCCCGAGAGGCAGCGGUUAUACCAUCACUGGCUAGCAGAGUCGAAAAAGGCAGCCCAGGCCGCAUUGUUGACUGCGCUAGCAGAAUACAAGGAGCACAAGGAACAGUUCGACCAGGUCCGAGCAGGUGUUGAUCUUCGAUGUUUACAACAAGCCAAGAUCAUUGGUGUAACGACAACGGGUCUGGCAAGAAUAUCACCGCUUCUUAGAAAGCUCAAUUCCAAGGUCCUUGUCUGUGAAGAAGCAGGAGAAGUGCUCGAAGCCCAUAUUCUGACCGCGCUCCUGCCGUCUUUGGAGCACGCAAUCUUGAUCGGCGACCAUCUCCAACUUCCUCCACACAUCCAAAGCUACGAACUUUCAAGAGAGUCUUCUUCUGGAAAGCGACACUCCUUGGAUAUAUCGCUGUUCGAAAGACUCGUGACGCCUUCAUGCUCGACCCAGACCGCGGUACCAUACAGCACACUGGAGACACAACGCCGAAUGCACCCGUCCAUCUCUGAACUCAUCCGCAAUACGUUAUAUCCACGGUUGUGUGACUCCUCGGUGGUCGAGACAUAUCCACCGGUGACUGGGCUGGCCAAGAGACUCUUCUGGUUUGACCAUGCACACUUUGAGGAUGGUGCUGUAACUGAAACGGAUAGUACGACUUCCCACUCAAAUACCUUUGAAGUCCAGAUGGUGACUUCACUGGUAUCCCACCUGGUUAGACAGGGCGUUUAUCAGGCAAAUGAUCUAGCUGUCCUCACUCCCUACCUUGGCCAACUUCAGAAGAUCCGCAGAGCAUUGCAAGGGUUGUUUGAGAUCUCUUUAACCGAAGGCGACAUUCUAGAGUUGGAAAAGGACGAGGUUGGCAAGGAGAAUGCCGAACCUGGGCACAGUGCCGCACCCACACUACAAAAGACCCCUCUUUCACGCGCGCUCAAAGUGUCUACCAUUGACAACUUUCAGGGAGAAGAGGCCAAAGUCGUUAUCAUCUCUCUGGUGAGGAGCAAUGACCAGAAAAAGUGUGGAUUUCUCCGGACUUCGAACCGAAUCAAUGUCCUGUUAUCCCGCGCCAAACAUGGAAUGUAUAUCAUUGGCAAUUCACGAACUUCAGGUCAUGUCCAAAUGUGGGCGUCUGUGAUUGACAUGCUUCAAUCUGGAGACAAUUUCGGCGAGUCCCUUCAGCUCCAGUGUCCUCGCCAUCCACAAGCCACGUUCUCUGUCUCCAAACCGGACGACUUUGCCAUCUUCUCGCCUGAAGGAGGGUGCAACCUGCCGUGCGAAAUGCGCCUGAGCUCUGCACAGCUGGCUGUGGUACGGCCCUUCCGUGCGGUCAUACCUGCCCGAACCCUUGCAACACGUGCAAGAAAAGAGAAGAUGGCAAAAUCAUUCAAGAAGACCAUCAGACCUGCCGGCAGGCUUGCGGCCGUGCCUUCAAAUCAUGCAGACACUUGUGUAGAGAACGAUGUCACGGGGAUCGCCCUUGUCCUCCGUGCCAAGCUCCUUGCGAAGUGUCAUGUCCUCACUCGAGGUGCACGAAGCGCUGCCAUGAGCCAUGUGUUCCGUGUGCGGAGGAGCAGUGUCCUUCACGAUGUCCUCACAGUGCUUGUACCCUUCCUUGUGCAGCGCCAUGUGACUGGAUACCAUGUUCAAAACGCUGCACCAACAAAUUGGCUUGCGGACAUCAAUGCCCUUCGCUUUGUGGCGAGAUCUGUCCACCGUCGAACUACUGUCAGCAUGGACGGUCAGAUGGAAAUGUCAAAGCAUUAUACGACUGAUGGAGCGGAGGUCUCUAUUAUUGACUCGUCUAUUCCGUUUUCAAAAGACGAGCUCAAGGUCUGCAGCAGCUGUCGAGGGCCGCUGCGGACCAUAUCGAGGUACGGCCGCAUAGUUCGAAGAGGACCUAUUGAUGACGCGACCAAGAAAUUCAUUACAUCGGCGAACCAACAAUUCCUUCCAUUGUAUGAGUCAGUUCACCAGCAUCAAGCUGACUUGGCUGGGUCAUUCAAAGACGUCCCUUCUCUGGGGAACAAAAUGAAUACAGAUAAGCUCACACUGUCAGGUGGACGCAAGGAGCAAAUCAAGCUGAUACUCAAGCUCGCCCAUGGUAAGCGGUACUCUUCGAUCGCAAAGACCCGCAACCGGAUCAUGAAGUAUCUUCAACAGGUCGGUGUCGAAGAACAGCCUUUCAAACGAGUUUGGGACAUGGUGCAGUUUGCUCGAAGACAAGGCAAAACCAACAGCGACGUCGAGUUCGACCACACCGUUGUACAGACCAGCCAGACUUUACAGGGCGAAUCGCUGCUGCUGAGAUGCGAGCUGGUCAUAUUGUCAGACUUCUUGGCAACGUUUGGUUCCAGCUUGCAAGAUGUCAACCUAGAAUCCAACAGGGUCGACUGCCUGAAGGUUUUAGCUGCUGCUCGGGAGGCUCGUCAACCGGCUGUGGAGGUGGAAGCUCACACAUUCUACGCCCAGUGCUGCCUGGCGGAGCGGACCUACAGCAGUCGGUCGGACAUCUUGAUGGCCCUAAGCAAAGAGGCCACCGAGCACAUCGAUGCGGCAAAGGAGGUGUGCGAUCUGCAUCCAGAGCCGACCAGACAUGUAGUGGGCGAGGUGAAGACCGUCGAGGGAAUGCUCGAAUCCUCGACGUUCACGACCGUGGUAAAUGACGCCGAGUGGAGGCUUGUGAUCAAUGCGAUGGCAAGUGGGUUCCGUGGAUCAGGGCAUUGGUAUACCUGCGCCAACAACCAUCCGUUCACCGUCGGCGAAUGCGGCAUGCCGAUGCAGAGAGCACGUUGUCCUCAAUGUGGCGCUCCGGUGGGCGGGCAGGACCAUACCCCUGCCGAGGGCGUUCGACGUGCGACAGAUCUCGAGAAUAGAUUUUCUGACUUGAGACUCUGAACGGGCAUGUGCUGAAGUGGCUACAUCUGGGAGGGGG